Cladophialophora carrionii CBS 160.54 is the source of this 213-nucleotide messenger RNA. RefSeq lists its product as uncharacterized. The record is from RefSeq and is a predicted model, not a curated record. Lineage: Eukaryota; Fungi; Ascomycota; Eurotiomycetes; Chaetothyriales; Herpotrichiellaceae. Bases 1 to 213 code for a protein of 70 amino acids. The transcript is spliced from 2 exons.
AUGCCCUGUGCAUUAUUCAAGCUUGGGUCGACGAUGCAGACUGGAUACAGGAGGCUUCCACGAUCGGAGAUGUCUACGUCAACUCCCAUAUUACUAUCGCAGCAACCACGUCUCGCAACUCGGAAGGCGGCCUGCUCCACGGAAGAAAUCCACUCUCGGUAUGGCCCUGUAGACUCACGGCGACAUGGAAGUGUUUUCAAGCUGGUGAAUUGA